AUGCCUUCAUCAGAUGUUGAAACCAAUGGCCAUGGCCUAGCCACGGAAUUCGCAAAGGCCAAAAUCAACGGAUAUCACCAAGAUAAAUUACCACAACAGCAGACUAAUGGCGGAACUAACGGCUCAGCAAAUGCUCCCAAAACAUCAAUUCCCAAGUUUGAUCUCCCGCCUGAAAAUCCGGGGUCAUGUGUCGCUGGCGGAAUUCACACACUCUCUCUUUUCGCCCUUGGCGGGAAGACAGCAUUGGUGACAGGAGCAAACGGCGGGAUCGGUGGGGGUAUGGCAACAGGUCUGGCAGAAGCCGGGGCCGAUAUUGUCAUUUUCCAAAUCCCCGGAGAAAAGUCAGACUUUCAUCAAGAGUUGUCCGAACGGACUGGGCGCAGAGUCUCGGUAUAUGAUUGUGACAUGGGGGACAUGAAAAUGUUACGAGAGACAAUCCAAAGAGUGUUUGACGAUGGACACAGGAUUGAUAUCUUGUGCAAUGUCGCCGGGAUAUCAUCAGGUUCUAUACCUAUUUUGCACGAGACGGAUGAGCACAAGGAUUCGAUAAUUCAAAUCAAUUUUAAUUCAGUGUGGGUAUUAUCCCAAUGCGUUGCGCGGCAUAUGGUUCAGCGUGGGAGAGGAGGAAAGAUUAUCAAUAUCUGCUCCUUGGCAGCUCACAAAGCGAUGACGACGUUUUCUGUCUACGGGCCCAUGAAGGCAGCAGUAGGACAACUGACAAAUGCUUUUGCUAACGAGUUCGGUCCAUACAAUAUCCAAGUAAACGCUAUUUAUCCUGGAUGGAUCGCGACUGCGCUCGCUCAGCGUUUCAUUAACGAUGAAGAAGCAAAUGCCAAAAUUAUCAGCAGUGUUCCUUCACGGCGAUGGGGAACUCCAGAAGACUUCAAGGGACUUACUGUGUUUUUAGCAAGCCGAGCAAGCGACUAUGUAAAUGGGGCGAGGAUUUUCUUAGACGGUGGCGCACACAGCAUGUAA
Molecule: messenger RNA, 975 nt
Organism: Clonostachys byssicola
Lineage: Eukaryota; Fungi; Ascomycota; Sordariomycetes; Hypocreales; Bionectriaceae
Source: the annotation of a GenBank genome assembly